Messenger RNA from Conger conger (European conger), 6095 nucleotides. RefSeq names its product kelch-like protein 34. The transcript has a single exon. Lineage: Eukaryota; Metazoa; Chordata; Actinopteri; Anguilliformes; Congridae. Gene Ontology annotation, molecular function: protein binding. Bases 70 to 1845 code for a protein of 591 amino acids. The record is from RefSeq and is a predicted model, not a curated record.
CAUCAUCGCAGGAACAGCGGCACUUUCCUGUCACAAUACAUUGUGGCAGGAUCUUACUGCUGCUACAAGAUGAAUUAUUUCCUGGUGCUGAGCAAGACCCACGGGGGAAGCGUCCUGUCACGGUAUCAGCGGCUGCGCUUGGAGGGGCGUCUCUGUGACGUGGUGCUGGUGGCGGGAGGUGGCUCGCGCUUCCCUGCCCACCGCAGCCUGCUGGCCUCCUCCAGUGACUACUUCUGGUCCCUCUUCCAGGAGCACACUCACGAGUUCCAGGCCCCAACUGUUCACCUGCCCCAGCUGUCUGAUGUGGGCCUGAGCCACAUCUUGGACUUUAUCUACUCCUCCUGGCUUUUCCUGUCCCCCACCACCCUGGAGAAAGUACUGGAGGCUGCCUGCUACUUGCAGGUCACUGGCGCCAUCCAGCUCUGCAGCAGCUACAUCGCUGACAACCUCUCUCCCGACAACUGCUGCUUCUUUGCUAAUGUUGCAGCCCGCUAUGGCAUAGCCGAUGCCCUCUCUGCUGCCAACAGCUUCAUUGCGCAAAGGAUGAGGGAGUUCCUGAAGCCCGGGGAUGGGGACUGGGAUGGGCUCUUGCAGUUGAACGGGGACUCCCUGCAAAUGGUGCUGAGAGCUGAGGAGAUACCCGGUGUGCAGGAACAGGCCCUGCUCACCCUGCUUCUGGACUGGCUGGACCACCACAAGCUGAGCAGCCUGAGGAGCAACUUGUUGCUUAGCAACAUCCGCUUUGCCCUGGUACCACUGGAGGAGCUGAGCCAGCUGUGCGCCAGCCGCCCUGCACUGCAGACACCCUUCAUAAAGAGCCUGGUCCUAAAGGCGCUGGAGUACCACCGACAGGGGCCACGCAAACCGCUGCUGCAGACCACCCACAGCACCCUGCGGACUCAAAGAGCCAAGGUGCUGUUGGUGGGGGGAGGACCAGAGGCCGACCGGCCAGAGAGGGAGGUCCUUACCUUCGAUCUCCACUCAAAGAAAUUCUGUCCUCUCACCCUGCUUCCAUGCAGGGUCCAGCACCACUGUAUCUGCACACUGGGCAACUUCCUGUUCGUUCUGGGUGGGGAGGUGGUGGAGGUGGACGAGAGCGAAAAGGUGAUUGGCAGGGUGGUUACUGACCAGGUGUGGCGCUAUGACCCCAGGUUUCAACACUGGGAGGAGCUUGCACAGAUGGGUGAGAAGCGGGCAAGCUUCUCCUGCUGCUUGGUAGACGGGGUGAUGCAUGUCAUUGGGGGACGCGGAGCUAGGGGAGCAGAGGACUUGGUGCUGGACAUAGUGGAGGUGUAUGACAUGGACGUGGAUUGCUGGCGGAGGGCCCCGGACCUCCCGCUGUCUAUGCAUGGCCAGGCCUGCUCCACACACGGGGGCACCAUCUACAUUUCUGGCGGUAUCCAUGGAAACCAGGCUGAGAGCAGCCGGGAGGUCUACAGCAUGGAGCCCUGUGGGAGCCAGUGGGAGAAACGGGCCCCCAUGUCCAUCGCCCGCUAUGGCCACCAGAUGGCAGUAGUCGGGGACAGGAUCUACACCUUCCUGGGGAUGUAUGAGCCAUUCUGCGACAUUGAGUGCUACAACCCGCUACAAGACGAGUGGACCCGCCUCCGGCCCCUGCUGAAUGACCGCUUCUGCUACGGCCUCGCACUGAUGCCUCCACCAAACGAGGCGCAGGUGCUGCUGAUUGGAGGCCGGAAAUGGCGCGACGCACAGGAAGUGGCCACAGCCAACAUGUUGGUGUAUGACACUGAAAGCGACAGCUGGAGGGAGGUGUGCAAGCUGCCCAAGCCUCUGAGUGGGACACGGUGCACCCUGAUGCACAUCCCUGACCUCGCUGAGACAUAGAUAUGCCUCCAGGGCACACCCCUCACACCAACACACAAAUGCAUGUGAGCAUGCUCCCAUGGCAAGGUCUGCUGCUAACAAAGUGGAGACCUAUCCCUGAUAACAAAAACUUCUGUGGGUGGAAUCUUGGCAAGAGGGGCCUAAGGAAGGGUCCACUAUCACUGGAAGAGAGCUCAGUGUGCUGACAGGGGGGUCAGAAAACCAUAGGCGGUAACGUGUUGGCAUGGGGAGGGGGCAUAUUUCUCAUGGCAGUGAAAGCUGAUCAAUGCAAGCGAUGAUGGGAUUGUGUUGGGGUCAUUGAGUGAAGGGAGGAAAGCGAUACCUCAAUAGAGAGAAAGGAUAGCUUGAAAGAAGGACAUUUUUUUUCCCAGGAUUAAUGUUUACCAAUGGAAACCGCGUCGAUAUCACCAUAGCUGCUACCUAGUUUUCAGGUUUGUACACUCACAAACAGCCAGACAGAUAUCGAUGAUUUGAUUUGCAUGUCAUAUAUUUGAAUAACAGAUUUAUUUUUCAUGGUAUCAGAUACCUGUUACUAAAAACUGUUAAUGAUACAGACUGAAAUAGAAUUAACAAGGACUGCAGUUUUAAUCCACAGCCACUAGCAUGUGUGCAAAGAUCUGACAUGGUGGGCACUAAAGAGUAAUCCUUGUUCUGUGGUUUGCUUAGAAUAACGAUUAAAGAGUAAUCCAUAAAAAACAUGAACUAUGACCCCAAGGAGUAGCAAGGGUAUGCUAAUUGCCACUCACAUGGGUAAUGGGUCGUUGGAGGAGUCAUCAUUAGUAGCAGUUGGCCUGAGACAGACUCCAGGGAGGGAGGCUUGCUGAAAGAGCAGGGGCAUAUCAUCACCGUGGCAGAUUCCUCAAGAUCCCAUCAUUUCAUGAAAGCCAUCAGCAAUCAGAAGCAGUUUAAUGCUGUGUGUCUCUAAUUAUAUUAUUAAAAAUGUAACUAAAUUGUGUUCAACGUAAAACAAGCAAAGUUACUUAUGCUAAUCACACUUGUUUACAUAAUUUCUAAAAUUUGUCUGCAUAUGAAAUUAUUAAUAGAAAACUGGCUGAUGCACUUCAAACACUAUGCUAAAGUACAACACACAUAGACCUAUAUGUCUCACUGAAAGUAUACAAGUAGGGAGGGCAAAGUGGAGCUUUAGAACAUAGACUGCAGUGUGUGCACAUGAACUCAACAAUACAUUUCACACAGAAAACGUAGUUUGUCCACUUGUUUGUGAACUAAAAAAGAGCCCCUGCUCUUUCAGCAAGCCUCCCUCCCUGGAGUCUGUCUCAGGCCAACUGCUGCUAAUGAUCACUCCUAAAUGCUAGUGUGUUCUUGGCCUUUACUGGUCCACGUAUGAGGUUUGUAUGAUGUUGCAUUUUAACGGCACCUGGUCAUUCGAACAAUAUAGAUGAAAGCAAUUGAUUACAACCAAUGGUCAACAGCACCAAAAAUUUCCUUUGCACCAUCCAGAAAUGAAAAAAGUCCCACUAUAGGAUAGUUUUAAAUAUUUAAAAAUGUAAUCAUUUCUCUUGGGCUCUGUGAGUGAAGCAGUGCGAUUUGAAUGUACAGUUGCUAUGUAAAUUACAUCAGAUUCAGUAUUGUUAUUUGCUACCUAAACUUGGCAGCAUCACUCAAAAUAAUACACAAGAUUGGAGCCUGACAUGUCUAUUAUCAAAAUCCAUUUAAACUAUUCACCAAUCAGCUGGGACAUUUAUAUUGUAAGGCGGGAUAUAAUGAGUGUCCAGUGAAAAUAUUGACCUGACUAUCAUUCUGAGGCACCAACUGCCAUAUAUGAGCGAGUAAAAUCAGCCAGUCAGAGCCAGUUGUUAACCAAUGUUAACUCCAUAAAUGUAAACAAUGGAAUGUUCAGUGAAAUCUGUCUGUUUUUCGUGCCAUCAGGGUCCUGCUCUAUCAUUGAUGGAAUGCUGGUGAAAUGUGUGUUUAAAAGCCACAGUAAGUCCCAUUUGUCUUCAUUUUGUUAACUCAUGGACUCUCUGAAGCAUUAUAUUGUGAAACUGGCUUUAUUCAACGGAAGGUGUUAUGGGACUGAGGUGCAAUGCAUCAUUGCUGGUAAUGUACAGAACUGUGUAAAAUGUAGACUGUAUGUUUGUUUCUGGAUGUUAAGCCACCAUUUGCAAUUGUUUUGGUUAACAUACAUAUUAAUGUUCGGCUUCUGAAAACACAAUGCAUGUCUAAACCUACCACAUCAACUGAAAAAGCCAUUCAGAUAAUUACACCACAGAGCAGAGACCAUGAAUGGGAAAAUUAGCAAAAAUGCUAAUUACUAAUCUGGAAUGUUAAAUAAGAUAUGCAAAACAAACAAACACAAAAUAUAAUAAUAAUGUGCAAUAUUGACCCACAAAUUGAGAUGUUGAAGGAAUUUUGUUGGUGGAAUUUUUUUGUAACUUGUGUAGCUAAAUCCAGGCAACUGGGUGUUCAGGUACCAUGCUGACAGCAGUGUGGCCACAUGGAAGCAAGCUGUCCGAAUAUCUUUUGGAACUGUCUAGGUAACAACAUUUGGAUGAAGUACACAACAAUAUGAAAGACAGAUUGUUAUGACAGCUGUUCUUUUCCAUAUUUCAAUUACAUCUGGUAACAAGAAAGCGGACACCUGAAUAAGACAUUUCUAAUGGUCAGAAAAGAGGACCCUGUGCUGGAAAUCAACAACGAAAGAAAUUGAUUUAGUCAAAGAAGUUUUAAGCAGUUAGUCAAAGAAGUUAUAAGCAGUUUUGAAUAUUUGAAUAUCUUAUGCAAUAUAUAUGUAUUGUGUAGGCAUUGUGGUGGCAGUAAAGCAAACCAGUUCCUGUUCUUACACAAAAGAGUAGACAAAAUUAUAUAUAUAUAGUGUACUCUGCAUAUAUACAGUUGUGCUCAUAAGUUUACACACCCUGGCAGAUUUUGUGAUUUUUUUGGCCAUUUUUCAGAGAAUAUGAAGGAUAAUACAAAAACUUUUCUUCCACUCAUGGUUAGUGGUUGGGUGAAGCCAUUUAUUAUCAAACAAUUGUGUUUGCUCUUUUUCAAUCAUAAUGACAACAGAAACUAUCCAAAUGACCCUGAUCAAAAGUUUACAAACCCUGGAGGUUUUGGCCUGAUAACAUACACACAAGUUUAAAUAGCUAUUAAAGGUAACCAACCUCACCUGUGAUCUGUUUGCUUGUAAUCAAUGUGUGUGUAUAAAAAGUCAGUGAGUUUCUGGGCUCCUGACAGACCCCUGCAUGUUUCAUCCAGUGCUGCACUGACAUUGCUUGAUUCCGAGCCAUGGGGAAAGCAAAAGAAUUAUCAGAGGAUCUGCGGGAGAAGGCAGUUGAACUGUAUAAAACAGGAAAAGGUUAUAAAAAGAUAUCCAAGGAAUUCAGAAUGCCAUUCAGCAGUGUUAAAACUCUAAUUAAGAAGUGGAAAAUGAGGGAUUCUGUUGAAACCAAGCCACGGUCAGGUAGACCAACAAAAAUUUCAGCCACAACUGGCAGGAAAAUUGUUCGGGAUGCAAAGAAAAACCCACAAAUAACUUCAACUGACAUACAGGACUCUCUGAAAAAAAGUGGUGCGGCUGUUUCAAGAUGCACAAUAAGGAGGCUCUUGAAGAAAAAUGGGCUGCAUGGUCGAGUCGCCAGAAGAAAGCCAUUACUACGCCAAUGCCACAAAGCAGUCCACUUACAAUACGCCAAACAGUACAGAGACAAGCCUCAAAACUUCUGGAACAAAGUUAUUUGGAGUGAUGAGACCAAAAUUGAACUUUUUGGCCACAACCAUAAACGCUACAUUUGGAGAGGAGUCAACAAGGCCUAUGAUGAAAGGUACACCAUUCCUACUGUGAAACACGGAGGCACAGGGAACUUGGUCAAAAUUGAUGGUAAGAUGAAUGCAGCAUGUUAUCAGAAAAUACUGGAGGAAAAUUAGCACUCAUCAGCCCGGAAGCUGCGCAUGGGUUGUACUUGGACGUUCCAACAUGACAAUGAUCCAAAACACAAGGUCAAGUUGACCUGUCACAGCAGAAAAAAGUGAAGGUUCUGGAGUGGCCAUCUCAGUCUCCAGACCUCAAUAUCAUUGAGCCACUUUGGGGAGAUCUCAACUGUGCAGUUAAUGCAAGACAGCCCAAGAAUUUACAGGAACUGGAGGCUUUCUGCCAAGCAGAAUGGGCAGCUUUACCAUCUGAGAAAAUAAAGUGCCUCAUCCACAACUACCACAAAAGACUUGAAGCUGUCAUUGAUGUUAAAGGGGGCAAUACAUGGUAUUAAGAACUAGGGUAUGUAAACUUUUGA